UGCUGGAGCCACACCCAUGACAUGACGUCACGGAGGAACUUAAACAUGGCCGACAGCUAGCCCCAAAUAUUGGCGAACUAGGGCACAUUCUACCACUCUGGGCGACAAUUUUUACACGUUUUGGCGGGUAUUAUCUAAGUUUGUAACAUUUUUGCCUUUACUAAACCCUGAUUGUUGGGCUGUUUUCUUUGGUCGUAGCGCAGUCAAGCCGACUGCGUUAGCUUCAUUAGCAUUUGAGCUAGCUCGCAGUUUUGUGUGUUUGUCACUAAACACGCGCUCGAGGAGAGAAACUUUUUUUUUUUUUUGUUAUAUUUUUCUUGAGUCGACGAGUGUUACGGAACUUCAGUAAACGACUAAGCCAUACCGUUGGGAUAUUUGCUUGAGAACCAACCGGUAACAUGUCGCAAAGACGCAAACAUGGCGGCUCUCACAGCACCCGCAGUAGCAAACAUGGCGGAUCUAACGACAACAACAACAACACCAGCAGUAGCAGCAGCAGCGGGGACUCGGACUGUGGCAGCCCCGCUUCCCACUCUGGUGCGUCCGCCGAGAGCCUCCAAGCCUCCUCGUCAUCGGGCAACGCGUUCGCCAACGACGGCAGCUUCAUGGAGAUGUUCAAGAAGAAGAUGGAGGAGGAGAUGAGGAAAAAGGCGCAGGGCACAGAUGGAGAGCAAGGACAUGCGUCAGUGGAAAGGAAACCUCCUCCAGUGACGAGCUUUGUGGGGAAGCGCAGAGGCGGAGUGUUCCUUAAGACCGGCAUGGUUGCGAAGAAGCAGAAACCCGACUCGGAGACCGAGCCGGGCAAGAGUGACGCCUGGUCAAAGUACAUGGCCGAGGUGAAAAAGUACAAAGCCCACCAGUGUGGUGACGACGACAAGACGAGACCUUUGGUCAAGUAGAAGCUGAGCAGGAGAAGGAACCAGAGGAGAGACCUUCAUCAGCCUUGCUUCCAUUUUGCGUCGACCGGUUUGCUUUGACCCUUUUUUUUUUUUGUAUGAUUUUCCUUCAUUCUGUUUCAUAAACUUUCAAUACGUGCUUGAUGGUUAAGUCCUUUUAGUAUGGCCUGAUUUAUGUUGGGGCUGGAUUAAAAUCUACACACUUA
Messenger RNA from Nerophis ophidion (straightnose pipefish), 1102 nucleotides. It is a transcript of the gene trir, whose product is annotated as telomerase RNA component interacting RNase. Bases 399 to 899 code for a protein of 166 amino acids. Gene Ontology annotation, molecular function: 3'-5' exonuclease activity; 5'-3' exonuclease activity. The record is from RefSeq and is a predicted model, not a curated record. The transcript is spliced from 3 exons. Lineage: Eukaryota; Metazoa; Chordata; Actinopteri; Syngnathiformes; Syngnathidae.